Staurois parvus is the source of this 291-nucleotide messenger RNA. NCBI's taxonomy places the organism in Eukaryota, Metazoa, Chordata, Amphibia, Anura, Ranidae. The record is from the annotation of a GenBank genome assembly.
UUUCUGUACCAAAAGCGGUAACCCUGAGCUACACUCGGGCUUACCAUGCGGUGCUGCAUAGGGAUUCCCUGCAGAGCUUACCUUGUCCUUCGCUCCUGUGAUGUGUCCCCUGCAGCGUCCCCGGCCAUCUCCUCCGGCUGAUGCCGGCUUCUGUGUUCCGGUCCCUGUGACGUCGGGACGUAUGGGCGGCGGCGGGAAAUUUGAAAAUUUAAAAAAAAUUUAAUUUUUUUCAAAACGAAUUUUACAUAUGCUUUGUCCUGUGCCCUGUCUGCAUUUUGACUGUUCUUUCUG